UGUCCCUUUAACAUAGCAGAUCACCGAUCAACGGAAAGAGCCGAAGAUGUCGGCUCGGUCAUGUGACCAGCUGUGUCCAAUCACAGCUGAAGGGGACAUCUACCCUGAUGAUCUGUGUAGCCCCAGCAGUGCCACCUGUCAGUGUCCAUCAGUGCACAUCAAUGCCACAUAUCAGUGCCCAUCUGAGCUGCCUUUCAGUGUUACCUAUCAGUGCCGGUCAGUGCCACCUAUCAAUGCCAAUCAGUGUCACCUAACAGUGCUGCCAAUAAGUGCCACAUAUCAGUGCUAGUCAGUGCCGCCUAUCAGUAUGCAUCAGUGCCGCCUAUCAGUGCAGCUUAACAGUGUCGGUCAGUACCACCUAACAGUG
Molecule: messenger RNA, 367 nt
Organism: Staurois parvus
Lineage: Eukaryota; Metazoa; Chordata; Amphibia; Anura; Ranidae
Source: the annotation of a GenBank genome assembly